Molecule: messenger RNA, 1499 nt
Organism: Dioscorea cayenensis subsp. rotundata (Guinea yam)
Lineage: Eukaryota; Viridiplantae; Streptophyta; Magnoliopsida; Dioscoreales; Dioscoreaceae
Product: mevalonate kinase
Exons: 5
Coding region: 100-1251 (383 amino acids)
Biological process (GO): isoprenoid biosynthetic process
Cellular component (GO): cytoplasm
Molecular function (GO): ATP binding; mevalonate kinase activity
Source: RefSeq, a predicted model, not a curated record
ACGAGCAUUGAGAGGCCCUUCUCUGAAACCCAAACUCCGAUUCCAGCGCUUCGUCGUCGUCCUCCGAUCUCUCUCCUUCGUCGGCGAGAUCACCAUCGAAUGGCAUUGGAGGUCCGAGCACGAGCUCCGGGGAAGAUCAUCCUCUCCGGUGAGCACGCCGUUGUGCACGGCUUCACCGCCGUUGCCGCCGCCAUCGACCUCCAUACCUACGUCUACUUCCGUCUUCACUCUACCUUAGAUAAUGAUGAUGGAGUGGUAGAACUAGAGCUCAAAGAUUUGGGGUUAGUAUUCUCUUGGCCAUCACAAAGAUUAAGGGAGAUGUUCAGCGAAUUGGGUUUGUCAUCGAAGACUUGCUCGCCGGAAUGUCUGAAAGUAAUUACUUCACUAGUUGAGGAGCUGAGUUUUCCGGAAUCUAAGAUUGGCCUUUCUUCUGGAGUUUCUGCUUUCCUUUAUCUGUACACCUCAAUCAUUGGUUAUAGGCCAGGAAAAGUUCGUGUUACCUCUGAUCUCCCAUUGGGCUCUGGUUUGGGUUCCUCGGCCUCAUUUUGUGUUUCCGUCUCUGCUGCUCUGCUUGCACUGUCGGGUGCUGUUUGCGCAGACAAUCAACAAAAAGGUUGGUUUGUGAUGAGGGAGAAUGAGCUUGAGUUGGUGAAUAAAUGGGCAUUUCAAGGUGAAAGGAUAAUUCAUGGCAAGCCUUCUGGUAUAGAUAACACUGUAAGCACAUUUGGAAGCAUGAUCAUGUUCAGGUUGAGUGAAUUAACUCGUCUUAAAUCUAGUGGUCCAAUUAGAAUGCUGAUCACUAAUACAAAAGUAGGGAGGAAUACAAAGGCUUUAGUUGCUGGUGUUUCUGAAAGAACACUGCGGCAUCCAGAUGCUAUGGCUGCAGUUUUUACUGCAGUCGAUUCAAUUAGCAAGGAAUUGUCAGAUGUAAUUCAGUCAGCUGCUCAUGAUGAUGUCUCCAUUACUGCAAAAGAAGAGAAGCUAGAAGAGCUAAUGGAAAUGAAUCAAGGGUUGCUACAGUGCAUGGGUGUUAGUCAUGCCUCGAUAGAUACUGUGCUACGGACAACACUGAGGUACAAAUUGGCUUCAAAAUUGACUGGGGCUGGUGGUGGAGGCUGUGUUCUGACCCUUCUACCAACAUUACUUUCAAGCACAAUUGUGGAUAAAGUCAUUUCUGAGCUUGAGGCUUGCGGGUUUCAGUGCUUGAAAGUGGAAGUUGGUGGUAAAGGACUUGAAGUCUGUUUCACUUGAUGGUUAUAAUCUUGAGACACCAUGGCCAUAAUUCGGUAUCGUUGAUAUAAUUGUUAAAUUUGGAUCAUGAUGGAUGAAAGAAGAGUUUGAAAGAUGAAGAGGCAUCCAUACUUCCUCUGUGCUCCAAUGUUAUUAUCUAAGUUCAAAUUUUUCAUGCUUAAUUUGCCUUUUUUGUGUGACCGUUAUGUAAUUUCGUGACUUUCUGAUACUCUGGGGCUCCUUAUGAAGUAAUAAUUCUUUCCGUGUUA